Messenger RNA from Penicillium malachiteum, 1617 nucleotides. Its product is annotated as putative SIR2 family histone deacetylase (Hst4). Gene Ontology annotation, cellular component: mating-type region heterochromatin. NCBI's taxonomy places the organism in Eukaryota, Fungi, Ascomycota, Eurotiomycetes, Eurotiales, Aspergillaceae. The transcript is spliced from 2 exons. Gene Ontology annotation, biological process: negative regulation of transcription by RNA polymerase II; replication-born double-strand break repair via sister chromatid exchange; pericentric heterochromatin formation. Gene Ontology annotation, molecular function: NAD+ binding; histone deacetylase activity, NAD-dependent. The record is from RefSeq and is a predicted model, not a curated record. Bases 1 to 1617 code for a protein of 538 amino acids.
AUGAGCUCAUUAGCUUCUUCACCGCGAUCAUCGCCGGAGCCGGCGGCGCGGUACCUGACGCCGUCUUCGCAGGAAGGCGAGGAUUCUAUCCGCCAAGACUGCCCUCCCGCGAAAAAGAGGAGAGGCAACCCACUACCAAAAGAACGCACUACACAGUAUUUGAAGCUGUCACAAUCAUCUGACACUCAGAAGGAUCAGGCUAAAUUACUCGUCGAAACCCUUCGCCAUCAAAAAGAUAUUGUCGUUAUUGCCGGUGCCGGCAUCUCCACCUCGGCGGGUAUUCCGGAUUUUCGCUCCACAGAUGGCCUUUUCAAAUCUUUGCAGAAAAAACACAAUUUGAAGGCUUCUGGUAAAUUACUGUUCGAUGCUGCUGUCUACCAAGACGAUGCCUUGACGGCCCCCUUUCAUGAGUUGGUCCGGUCGCUCAAGAUUGAGUCGGAGAAGACUAAACCCACCAAAUUUCACCAAAUGCUCGCCCGUCUGGGUAAGGAGAACAGAUUAAAACGUCUGUAUACUCAGAAUAUUGAUGGUAUCGAAACAUCUAUGGAGCCCUUACAGACACAAAUUCCGCUUCCAGUUGGUAUCAAGAGUUCAUGGCCUGUGACCAUUCAGCUUCAUGGUAGCAUCCAAAAAAUGGUAUGCCAGAAAUGCCGCCACCUAUCUGAUCUCGAACCCAAUUUGUUUCUGGAAACCGAUCCCCCGGAGUGCGGACAGUGUGCCGAGAAUGAUAGAAAUCGCCGCAUCGCAGAGCAGCGCAGCCAUGGUGUAGGCCGUCUGCGUCCACGAAUUGUUCUCUACAAUGAGCAUAACCCAGACGAGGAAGCCAUCACCUCCGUGAUGAAUUCGGAUAUCAAGUCACGACCCCGCGUUCUAGUAGUCGCAGGCACAAGUCUGAAGAUUCCAGGUGUCCGACGUCUGGUAAAGAGUCUGUGCACAACCAUCCGCACACGAAAGAACGGUGUGACCAUGUUUAUCAACAAUGAACCUCCUGUUGGUAAGGAGUUUGAGAACUGCUUCGAUUUGAUUGUUCAGGGAAAUACGGAUCAGGUGGCCGAUCUGGUGGGAUUAAAGAACUGGAAUGACUGCACCCCUUACGAAUCAUUAUUGCCAGAUCCUGUCUUCGGAGAGAAGCAAACCCCAGAGCCAGAAGCAGACUCUCAAAAUGUCUCCGUCAUCAUCACUCCUAAGAAAAAGCGUACCAUCGAAGAGACUGGCCUCCUCACGCCUUCUGCCAGUCACGAUGAGAAGCCCGAGCCAGCGGCUAAGAAGAUUGCCAAACCCAAGUUGGCCAAUCCAGCCAGCAAGGGCACCAAGAUCACCGACAUGCUCAACCGAGGCAAGGCCACCACUGCUCCGGCUAAGCCUAAGGCAGUUCGUAAACCUGCCACUGCUCCUAAAAAGCGAGGCGGCAAGGCCGCGGCCGCAAAGCCUACCAAGCCUAUCACCACAUUUGGAACCGUGGCCAAAUCAGUCGCUGCGCCCGUAGCUAGUGGAAAGAAAGGCGGCAAGGCUCUCACUCCUGUCAGUCUGUUCCCGAAUCUUACCAAAGUGGUUGAUACGGACAUCACCAAGGGCGUUGCGACAGAUACUCCCCCUGUUACUGAAUGCCUCAGUUAA